AUGAGGCGUGGCUAUCGCGGCGGCAACAUAAGACUCCCUGGAGUCGAGAUCACACCAACAGUGGCUUGCAGCAUAGGCUAUAGGAGGGCCAUACCGCCUGACCCCAUCCCAGACCGCAGAGCUGAUUACCUAAUUCAAUGUUGUUGUUUUUACCUUUGCAGUGGACUUACUGUAAAGGGGAGCUCUGUAGGCUGGAAUCAAACUCAUCAUUGCAAGCUACUAGAUUGGUUGGCACCUGAUCAAUCGCAACUUUGCCGGAGAAACCUCGAGCUGAUGCACAGUAUUGUCCAAGCCGCCAAAUUGACCAAAAAUACCUGUCAGAACACCUUCAAUGACAUGCGAUGGAACUGUUCAUCUGUUGAAAAAGCCCCUCGUUUUACACCAGAUUUGGCAAAAGGCACCAGGGAGUCCGCAUUUGUGUUUUCGCUAGCGGCUGCUUUAGUGAGUCAUUCCAUUGCCAGAGCCUGCUCGUCUGGAGAGCUCCCCAGUUGCUCGUGCGCCCCAGCCCCUGCUGAACAGGCCGGGCCCGACUUCAUAUGGGGAGGAUGCGGUGAUAACCUGCGCUACGGUCUCCAAAUGGGAUCUGCCUUUUCUGAUGCACCGAUGAGAAACAGCAGAUCUGGCUCUCAGGCGUUCAGACUCAUGCACUUGCACAAUAAUGCAGUUGGAAGACAGGCACUUAUUGAUGCUCAAGAGACAAAAUGCAAAUGCCACGGGGUGUCCGGGUCCUGCUCUGUCAAAACAUGUUGGAAGGGCCUCCAUGAUAUUAACCACAUUGCCGUGGACCUCAAAUCCAAGUACCUGUCUGCCACGAAGGUGAUCCAUCGUCAUGUUGGGACAAGGAAGCAGUUGGUCCCUAGAGAGUUGAACGUUCGACCAGUGAGAGAGAGUGAGUUGGUCUACCUGGUCAGCUCUCCAGAUUACUGCACACACAAUGAGAAGCAUGGCUCACUCGGCACACAGGACAGACAAUGCAAUAAGACAUCCAAUGACAGUGGGAGUUGCAAUCUCAUGUGCUGUGGUCGUGGCUACAAUGCCUACACUGAGAGAAUUGUGGAGAGAUGCCAGUGCAAGUACCACUGGUGCUGCUAUGUCACCUGCAAGAGGUGUGAAAGGACAGCGGAGAGAUAUAUAUGCAAAUGA
This is a messenger RNA of Oncorhynchus masou masou (cherry salmon), 1143 nucleotides long. RefSeq names its product wnt 11, family member 2 (gene wnt11f2). Gene Ontology annotation, biological process: multicellular organism development; neuron differentiation; cell fate commitment. Gene Ontology annotation, molecular function: frizzled binding; cytokine activity. The record is from RefSeq and is a predicted model, not a curated record. Gene Ontology annotation, cellular component: extracellular region. Lineage: Eukaryota; Metazoa; Chordata; Actinopteri; Salmoniformes; Salmonidae. The transcript has 5 exons. The coding region runs from base 1 to 1143 and encodes 380 amino acids.